Messenger RNA from Hyposmocoma kahamanoa, 3286 nucleotides. Its product is annotated as protein FAM49A. Gene Ontology annotation, biological process: regulation of actin filament polymerization. The transcript is spliced from 5 exons. Bases 16 to 1005 code for a protein of 329 amino acids. The record is from RefSeq and is a predicted model, not a curated record. Gene Ontology annotation, molecular function: small GTPase binding. Lineage: Eukaryota; Metazoa; Arthropoda; Insecta; Lepidoptera; Cosmopterigidae.
AAUUUUAUUAAAAAUAUGGGGAAAUUAUUGAGUCUCCUUGCGCGUGAUGACUCUAACUGUUGUUCGUCGCCGCGGUACGAUAUUUUCCUGGAUUUUGAAAACGCCGCGCCGACGGAGACAGAACGGGAAGUCUACGAGGAGGUUCAGAGAGUCCUGUUGGAUUCAGAGAAAAUUCUCGAAGAAAUACAGUGCUAUAAGGGAGCUGGGAAAGAGAUACGAGAAGCCAUAGCAGAUCCUUCGAGAAUUUCGCAAGAGCGCGCGUGGCGGGCCAUCAAACCUUUGGUGGACAAGCUGCUGCGUUGCUACAACCACUCCCUUGAACUUCAGAGGGUGGUACCCCGACUGCUGGGCUCACUUGUGGGCGGAUCAAUGACACCGACGCAGCACUUGGAGCAGCAGCAGGCCCUCGUCAAACAGUUUGCUGAAAUACUCGAGUUUGUACUCAAGUUUGAUGAAUAUAAGAUGAAAACGCCCGCGAUCCAAAAUGAUUUCAGCUAUUACCGCCGCAGCGUGUCCCGAGGCGGGCUGAUCAAUUCCGACCUACCGCCGGGCGAGGAGCCCCACAUAGGCGCCGAAGUCGCCAACAGAAUGUCCUUGUUUUAUGCACAGGCCACACCGAUGCUAAAGGUGCUGUCGGAAGCGACAAGCCAAUUCGUCAACGACAACCAGCAGGACCUCGAAAAUACCACCGAAACGCUUAGCACCAUGGCCAAAGUCUGCCUCAGGAUGUUGGAGAACCCAAAACUAGUCGCCCAGUUCAGUCGCGAAGAGACAUCACUACUCGUUCUCCGCGUCAUGGUAGGACUGAUCAUCCUUUACGAUUGGGUGCAUCCUUCAGGGGCCUUCUGCCGUUCAUCAUCAGUGGACGUCAAAGGUUGCGUUAAAUUUCUCCAACAACAAACGCCGGCAAAGGCCGAGCCCUUGCUAAACGCCUUAAGGUACACAACUAAACAUCUGAACCAUCAGUCGACGCCGAAGAAUAUUCGGACGCUGCUGGCAGCGUGAGGACAGCACUCCAGCCUUGCAUGUUGCUGUGGGGAAUGAAUCGACAAUAAUUUGCGGGGACUUCUCAGCGGCACGCUUUAUGUUUACUCUCCUUGUACCGACCACCCUUACUCCGCUUUUUUGGGUUGCACGUAAAGCAUAGAUCGGGCCAAAGAAAUAUUUUUUUGGUCGUUGGCUCAGACGGCAAACGCUUGAUCCACGUUUUAGUAAUUCGUAUUUAUUUUAGGCUCUUCAAAGACGCUUUCGUCCCAAACCAAACUUUUCCAUAUAGUUGCUAACGUCUCACGCGCUUGUCUAUAUUUGAUAGGGCCAAUGUAGUAACCAAAUAAAAUAAUUCAUUGGUUCCGUAAAACCGCAUUUGGAGAGAAGUUUUACUAUAAUUUUUUAAACUAAAUUAUUGGGUCUAAAGAAAAUACUUAUUAGGGAUAAAUAUUCGAACAAAAACCACAGAAAGCUGUGGAUACAAUAACGUUGAGUUUAUUUACAAAUGACCUCGAUUUUAUUUACAAAUAACGUCGAUUUUUUUACAAAUAGGUCGGUUUAAUUUGCAAAUAAAGUCGAUUUUAUUUACAUAUAACUUCGAUUUUAUUUACAAAAAACGUGCAUUUUAUUUACAAAUAAGAUCGAUUUUAUUUGACUAAUAAACUCAUAGAUGCAGAAAACUAUUUUUGAACGUUUUCUAAUACCUAAAUAAUAGUCACUAUGUGUAAUGUCAUAGCUAGCAUAAAGAGGCUUUUAAAGCUAUAUUAAUUAUUAAAGAGAAUUGUUUCCCCUCCCCAGACGUGCAAGGUAAGGUAAAUUAGAUAUCACAACACAAAUUAUGAUACAGCAGUCAUUCGCAAACUGUAAGUUAGCUUUUAUAAACCUUUAAAUAAUAGGGAAGCUUACAAUAGAUACUUUUAACGUAAUUAUAUGUAAGAAGAAAGUAUUAUUUGUGUUAUUAUCUACUGUGUAAAAAUGCCUUUCAAAUUAUAUUAAUUGGUUACCACGUCAUGGAUUGUGCAAUAUAAUUAAUUCCACUGUUCGUUCUUAUAUUAACUUUUAUUAUAGCACAUUUCUACUGAACGUCGGUUUGUUUUACAUAUCGUUCCUUCCAACUUUAAUGGACGUGAAUUUUAUUUGACUAACGUUGUAAGGCACGAUAUGAAUGAGAAAUUCUACUUAUUUCAGUGCAAUCGCACAACGCAGUGAUGUUUCUUUCAAGAAGACUGAAGUGAUAAUGCUCGUGAAUUAUAAUUAUCAGUAACCAAUAUUGAUUAUUAAUUUUGCAUUUAAUAAUAACGAUGUUGAUUUUAUUGUAACGCUUACGGUCAACCCUACGUCCACCUUUGUGUAGAACUGUAACAUCGCAGUCAUAAGCGGGUUUACCCCCUGUAAGCGGAACUCCAAAAUCAACCAAUCUAGAAUAACUUGAUAAGAACACGCCUUAAGGUGGAUUUAAAUCCAAAGGCCAAACGAAAUUUAAAUCAGAUGAUGCCUUUUAAACUAAUAAAUUAAGUCGUGUUAACACAAAUCUAUCUAUACAUUUACCACUGCCUUGAUGUUAUCUAUCAUAGCGAUUUUAAAUGAAUUUUUAUAUGACGCGUUUUCUGUUCACGAUUGUAAUGUCAAUCCUACUUCGCCCAUUUCUCAAAUUUAAAGUAAUUGAAAUGUACAAAAUCCGCAUAAAAUAGUCCAUUUGCGUAACUCAGUGGAAAAUUCAACCUGGCUUUUUUUUAUAACAUCAAGUGACAGGACGAACAAGUCGUGCGCUUGAUGGUAAGCACCACGACUGUCUGUUGUCUGUGACUGUGUCACGAACUGCAAAGAUCUGAGGGGUACUACCACUGCGCCCGUCACACUGAGACAUAAGUUGACAAGUCCCAUGUGUCUGUAAUUAAUUAUUAUGGGAAGAGGUUUGAUAUGAAGCCUUGUUUUAAUAUCUCCAGUGAACUAUAUUAGAGGAUUGCAAGAUUUGUUAAUUAUUUUAAUCAGAGAUGUACGGAAAAACAAGGUUAUGAAUACAGCACACUUUCGAUUGUCAACUUUUUGCUAAAUAAGAUUUAUUUGUGCAUCAAUCAUGUUUUUUUAUAUACUGCUAGGAAUUGCUCGAGCUCAACGUUUAUAAAUACUAGUUAUUUUUAUAAGUGAAUAAAAAUUCGGAACAGUUGCUAAUAAAAUAUUAUACCAAAAAAAUUGAUACUGGGUUUAGAUGACAAGCGUUCAGACGCGCGUUGAGGGCUAUUAGUGAAAGGCGUGUGUAACGCUUAUCAUGAACUGACACUAACCUGGAGAUCUACUC